Molecule: messenger RNA, 3045 nt
Organism: Chelmon rostratus (copperband butterflyfish)
Lineage: Eukaryota; Metazoa; Chordata; Actinopteri; Chaetodontiformes; Chaetodontidae
Product: protein-lysine 6-oxidase-like
Exons: 7
Coding region: 87-1238 (383 amino acids)
Biological process (GO): peptidyl-lysine oxidation
Molecular function (GO): copper ion binding; protein-lysine 6-oxidase activity
Source: RefSeq, a predicted model, not a curated record
UUCAGAUCAGCGGCUGUGUGUGCGUGGGAUAAGGAAAAUAGCGUCUUUUUGGAGAAAAUUUAAACGUAAUUCUUUAUGUUUUAAUCAUGAAGGAACUCUCCCCAGACGCAUUGCUUCUGUCUUUGGCACAUUUGUGUUUCCUCUGUAGUUUUCUGGACGGGACUCGCGCUCAGGAGGCUGCAGGUGAUGGUGAUGAUGAUGCUCUUCGUCGGGGGUUGACAUGGCAACAUAACGGGCAGGUUUUCAGCAUCCUGAGCCGCGGCUCUCGUUACCGGCCUUCCAGCAGGAGGCAAACCGGGUCACCCCGCCGCGGUAACCCUGUGGUGGUCCUCAGCAGCGGUAACGACACGGUUCCUGCCGCGUCCCGGGGCUCCCCGCGGGUCCCCGUCGCCAGCAGCGCUGCGCAAUUGCGCGCGGUGGCGCGCCAGCAGCAGCCGCGCGCCGGCGGCGACGGAGACUCUGCCCCGGUCAGACGGGAGGACAUGAUGGUCGGAGACGAUCCGUACAACCCGUAUAAGGCUUCCAACUAUUACCCGUAUUAUAACUACUACAACUCAUACUACAGACCCAGACCCAGGACUCAGCCCCGGCACGGAUACGGCACCAGCUACCACCAGAACGGUCUCCCUGAUCUGGUUCCUGAUCCAUACUACAUCCAGAUCGCCUCCUAUGUCCAGAGGAUGCCCAUGUACAACCUCCGCUGUGCUGCUGAGGAAAACUGUCUGGCCACAUCCUCCAGAUACUCUCAGGAUUAUGACACCAGGGUUUUGUUGAGGUUUCCUCAGAGGGUGAAGAACCAGGGGACAGCUGACUUCCUGCCCAGUAAACCUCGCUAUGCCUGGGAGUGGCACAGCUGUCAUAAUCACUUCCACAGCAUGGACGAGUUCAGCCUGUAUGAGCUGCUGGACGUCCAGACUCAGAGGCAGGUCGCUGAGGGUCACAAGGCAAGCUUCUGCCUGGAGGACACUUCCUGUGACCCGGGAUACUACCGCCGCUUUGCCUGCACCUCACACACUCAGGGUUUGAGUCCAGGUUGCUAUGACACCUACAACGCUGACAUUGACUGUCAGUGGAUUGACAUCACUGACGUCUCUCCUGGAAGAUACAUCCUUAAGGUGACAGUAAAUCCCAGGCAGCAGGUUCCUGAGUCAAACUUCAACAACAACGUGGUCCGCUGUGACGUCCAGUACACCGGCACCUCCGCUCACGUCUCGGGGUGCACCAUGACAGCCUACUGAGAUGGAUUCUGCAAUAUGAGCUUGAAAAGAAGAAGAACGAAGCUUAAAGUUACAUGUAAUUUAAACAAUUUAAUUCUGAUCGGAUUAAAGCAAAAACUGAUUAUUAAAAGUGUCAUAAAACACCUGAACCAGGUUAUUUUAGUCAAAAUGAAGCCUGAAGUCAGAUGGAGCGCAAACUGAUCAACAGAGCUGGAUUACUAAUAGGUUUUUCAAAUUACUGAGGCAGGUAUUCAUGUCAGUAAGAAUGCACCAGGAUUAGGUACAUUUACUCUGCUUCUGGAUUGGGUUGCACCACCUAUUUGUAAAUCUACAACCAAAUAAUAACUCACCAAAUAAAUAACUCCUAGAAUGAGUGAUUUACUAAAACUUAAAGAAAUGUUGUAUCUGGUCACAGCCUCAGUGUUGUAUUAAAGUUACCAUCCAAUCCAUUGUAAAUGCAGGUUGCUUUAUUUAUAUCUGCAUACAUUAUUCUAUUUGGUCAUUUAGUGCAACAUUAUCAGCAGAACCUUCAUUAAUUUGAGGACGAUAUUAUCUUGGGAAAUAGGAUUUAAAGUCAAACCCGUUUAUCAAUAAUAAACAGCACUGAGAUCAAGUGUCAUCAGUAUUAACAGAAGACAUACAGUGUAUUCAGAAGCUAACAUUAGUUUUGUCAGUUACGCUAGUUAGCUGUGCAAUAUUAAGCCAAAUAUGAACAAAUAAUUUAGAAUUAGUAAUAAGUUUGUGUGCUGUAGAAUUUAGUGGUGCAUGAAUUCCCACUUUAAAAACACUUCUUUUAUAUAAGCUAAGGUUCGGCUGGGCAGGUUUGAACUUGCAAGCAGGUGGUGCAACCAGAUCCUGGUACUUUACUUGAGUAUUUUCUACUUUUCCUCCACCACACUGCAGAGAAAUGUUCUACCUGUUAAGCUGUAUUUUCUUUUCAGAUUUAUUCUUUACAUUAAAUGUAAAAAGUUGCUGUAGGAAGCUCAUUUUGACCAGGAGGCCAUCAGAUGAGCGUUUCCUGAUUUCCUCAAGAUCACACUCAGGGCCAGAGGUCAGAGAGGGCAGGAAUAAAAAUGAAUUAAUUCAUUAGAAAGGUUGCAGCCUUUAUGUUGUAGUACUUAUAGAGGUUUUUUCUUUUGAUUUACUUUUCUUAUGUUCGGAGUAAAGUUUUCGUCAUGUUGACAUGAGUUUGUUUUCUUGAUCAAUUCCCUACUUUAGUGCCAAGAAAAAUGUGGUCUUCAUUAGUUUUACUAUUAUUAUUUUUUUGAUCAAGACCUGAUAAAACCACUUCAUCAUGAUACCAGAAUCAUUUUGUGAGCACAGUUACUCACAUGCAUUUUCUCCCUGGACUUCCAACGACUCAUUUUCUACAAUAUGAUAUAACUGGCAUUUUAAUAUUAAUUUAAGGUUUUGAAUUUGACAAAUUGUGACAGUUUCUGGGCAUUUUCAGAGCAGUUUCUGUUUUAAACUUGCUAUAUGGUUUUAUUUCACUUAUGGUGUGUUUCUGUCCGUCUUUGGUGCUGCAGAGUAGACCUUUGAUUUCUGGUGCUAAAGGUGGUUUUCACUUGGAGCCAUUUUGUGUCCUCCAGAACUGUCAGCAGAGGGACAUAAAAUGCUGCUGGUGGAAAUCCUGUUGGAAGUCAGACUCACACACGAAUGAGUUUGUGCGUCUGCUGGUGAUCGCUGUAUAGAGUGUGUAUACAGACACACGGUGUGUGUACUUGUCCUUGACAACAGUCACCACAUAUACCUACAGAGCUGUAUAUAGGUGAGCUCACAUCUCAUGUUAUCGACCUGCAUUACUGCUUCAUAUCACAUUAAUAAAGUU